AUUAGGGAGAAGUGCGGUCCUGCUGCUGUGUUGAUUCAGAUCUAAAAAAACUGGACUAACAGGGAGUCGCGUCGGUCGCUGCUCGCGUGGAUUAAUUUUUGUUUUAUAGGGGAAAAGUUUUUUCAGCGUGGUGGGAAAUUGUUUUAAAAACCUGCCUUCAACUCCACCGGCUCGAGGGGGAAACGUUCGGCGACCCUGGCUGCGACAACACUCGGGCCCCCUCCCCUCUGCUGCUGCACAAAGUGACGGUUGAUAUGCCACAUCAGUGAUGGAGCCCAUGACGGUGACAACGUCCAUGGUCGGGCCGGACGAGUUCGACCGCAACGCCCCGCGGAUCUGUGGCGUGUGCGGCGACAAGGCCACCGGCUUCCACUUCAAUGCCAUGACCUGCGAGGGCUGCAAGGGGUUCUUCAGGCGCAGCAUGAAGCGCAAGGCCUCCUUCACUUGUCCAUUCAACGGAAGCUGCACCAUCACCAAGGACAACCGGCGCCACUGCCAGGCCUGUCGACUCAAACGCUGCAUCGACAUCGGCAUGAUGAAAGAGUUCAUACUGACAGACGAGGAGGUUCAGAGGAAGAAAGAAAUGAUACUGAAGAGGAAGGAGGAGGAGGCGGCCCGGGAGGCGAUGAGGCCGCGGCUGAACGAGGAGCAAGCUCGGAUGAUUUCCUCUCUGGUGGAAGCUCAUCACAAGACCUAUGAUGCCUCCUAUUCUGACUUCUCCCGCUUCAGGCCUCCAGUGCGUGAAGGUCCAGUAACACGCAGUGCCAGCAGAGCGGCCUCCCUUCACUCUUUGUCCGAUGCAUCCUCUGACUCAUUCAACCACUCUCCGGAGUCCGUGGACACCAAGAUGAACUUCAGCAACUUGUUAAUGAUGUACCAGGAUGGCGCCAGCAGUCCAGACUCCAGCGAGGAGGAUACUAAGCUCUCCAUGCUCCCCCAUCUGGCCGACCUGGUCUCCUACAGCAUCCAGAAGGUCAUUGGUUUUGCCAAGAUGAUUCCAGGCUUCAGAGAUCUGACAGCCGAGGACCAGAUCGCUCUGUUGAAGUCAAGUGCCAUUGAGAUCAUCAUGCUGCGAUCCAACCAGUCGUUCAGUCUGGAGGACAUGUCCUGGAGCUGCGGAGGGCCCGACUUCAAAUACUGCAUCAAUGAUGUCACAAAGGCGGGCCACACUCUGGAGCUGUUAGAGCCGCUGGUGAAGUUCCAGGUCGGUUUGAAGAAACUCAACCUGCACGAAGAGGAACACGUGCUGCUCAUGGGCAUCUGCCUGCUCUCCCCAGAUCGUCCAGGUGUCCAAGACCAUGCCCGCGUUGAGCAGCUCCAAGACCGUCUGUCGGAGGCGUUGCAGGCCUACAUCCGCAUCAAUCACCCAGGCGGACGCCUCCUCUACGCCAAGAUGAUCCAGAAACUGGCCGACCUGCGCAGCCUGAACGAGGAGCACUCCAAGCAGUACCGCUCGCUCUCCUUUCAGCCUGAGCACAGCAUGCAGCUCACCCCGCUGGUGCUGGAGGUGUUCGGCAGCGAGGUGUCAUAGCAGAGGAGGAGGCGAGUGUGUACACAUGUACUCCCUCAUCACACACAGGAUGAUUAACCAACCCUUACCACCUUUUUCCCCCAAGAAAACCCUGCCUUGAUACAUCCCUGGACAUGUGGGAGAAAGAUGGAUAAUCACACAGAUGGUAACAUUCACCUCUUCAUCAUUGGCCCAUUCUCCUCCUCUUCCUCCUUACCUCAAGGAGCGAUACUCAAAUGCCUGGACCUCUGGAUUUUUGGAUUUAUUACACCUGAUGAGGCUUUGGAUCUCUGCAGCACUUUGACAGGCCUUGAAAACACAGUACAGCAUCACAUUUCAUCACAUCAUGCAGCUGUUGUGAUGUCUGGAACAGAUUUGACAUCCAAAACCUCUCCACAUCCACAAACUCCAGAUUUGCCUUCUCUCAUCACCACCUUUCUCCAGACAUCACUUCUAGAUCUCUGCCAUAUUUUUACAGUGGAGACAGCUUGAUGGAUGUGACCGUCACAUCCUUUGGUUUAACCAUCGUCUUUAUAACAUCACUUUAGGUUCACAUCAUCAGCUCCAUCGAUUAACUACGCUGGCACUUGUGAGGGACAGUUACAUUUCUAGCAGUGUGACUACACUUGUGUUACUUAGUUAUAAACUAUUAUUGAUUUACAGUUUGUUGACAGCAAAUACAUCCAAAUAUAUUAAACAUCAACAUGAUGAUCUUACGUUAAUGUAUUUAGGGAUGCACCGAUCCAACUUUGUCACUCCUGGUGCAGAUAUUGAUACCUGGGCCUUGGUUAUCGGCUGAUAACGAGUAUCAAUCCAAUAUCAGUGUUGAAUUAAUAAGAGAACAAGCUCAUUCUCAGCUGCAGAACCUUUUGGUGUAGCAAGAAUAAAACACCUCCAAAAUGACCCCCCUCGAUUUUGCCUCCCUCCAUGCUAUGUUAGUGAGCAAAAUCUACUGUUCUACUGGCGUGCUGCGGACACACGACGAAUUGAAUAGAAUAUAUUGGUCCUAUAUAUUGGCCCUAUUGUCACCAAUACCCCAUCCAGUUGGUCAAUAUCGGUGCAUCCCUUGACGUAAUGGAAAUACUUUGUUCACUGUUUGAAAAGUACUGGUGAGGAUGAGAGUCCAGCAGGUGUCUUCUCCUGCUCAGCCCCGUGUCUGUGUGUAGGAGACAUCUCAGAUGGUGGAAGCAAGUUUAAAGUCGGAGGGUGUGGGUGAGAUUUUGAGGAAUGAGUGAAGGAGAUUGGAGAGAUGGAGGAUGGAGAUGCUACAGUUGAAAUUUCCUGCUCACAAGACUAAAGGGAAAUUCACACAACAAGAAUGUAUGUAUAAUGCUAUAUAAAUAUAAAUGAUACGUAUAAGCUUAUAUAUAUAUCUAUAUAAAUAUAUAUAUAUAGAUAUAUUUAUGAGGGCAAAACAAGUUUGCUUUCAUGGAAGCUAAUUGUUCUGACUGUUGUAUAAUGUAGAGGAUUUGAAGGCCCCUCCUCAGUUGUGUGUGUGCGUUCUGUAUGGAAAGACAGAGGUACACACACAUGAGAAAGCACUGAAAAGUGUGUGAGGAGUCCUUCUAUUUUUGUGAUGUGUGUACAGUGUAUGAGAAUAUUGAUGGACCACAAGGGGGUGUGUGUACAGGCUCUGACUGAGGGUUCAGUGCAGGGAAGCACUUUUCUGUUGGUUUUUACUCGUUAUUGGACCUGUGAAGUUUGUCGACUGACACAACGUCAUGUUACGUGGAUAGUGAUUAUCCCAAAAAAGAAAAUAAUAAUAAAUCUUUGUCCGGCUGGUUAGAUUGCUGCUACGACAGUUAGAGCUAGAUAGUUGGAUAGAAACCAACUAUCGGCUUUUGCCUCAGGGAAAAGUUUGUCUGAUGAUAUUGUGUAUGUGGUGUUUAGGUGUGUGUGUGGCGUAAGCUUACAAUCAUGAGACGGAGAUUGUUUUUGAAGCUCUAGAAUUCACUGUGAUUUCUAAUCAUACUAAAAAACAGCGUAAGUAAGCUAAAAGUCAAACUUUUUAAAACGAUUACCCUAAGAUUUUCAUUCCUUAGCUUUUGUUCAUUAAAAAUAUAAACUCCUCUUAUGAAAUGGUUUGCAUUAUCGUAAAAUGCAUUAGAGAGCUUAAAAAGUACAUACCCAUUAAAUGGCUACAUUUAAAUAAUAGUAAUCUGUGUUAAAACAUUGCUUGAUUAAUAUCCACCUCAUGUGUAGUUUGUUAUUUUCUUUCUUCAGGGCAAAUUGAAUAUUCUACAGAUGGUAGCAAUAUACAGUAGCAGAGCAAUGUAUAGUCUAGUGUUUUUUGAAUGCAAUCCUUCAGAUGGCCAUAACAGCAGGACAGAAAUGUAAAGACAUGAGAAAGAUGCUUUUUGUAUUCACUAUCAAAACCAAGCCUCAUACUGUUUUGUCAGAACUUUAUAAUUUCAACACCAGCCGCAUAAGCGAGGUUUUUAGGAUGUUACUUUUAAACAUCACUACAUAUCAUAUCACCUUUUCUGUUGACACAGUGCAUGCUCUCCCCUCAUGCAGGCCUGGAUCGCCCCCUUGUGGACAAACCUUGUAAAUACCACUUGCUAAGUCUGUACAUAGUUAGAUAUUAAUGUAGGCAAAAUACUAAGAGAAUUCAAUUGUUUGAUGGAAAGAUGCUCUGGAGAUACAGCACUAUAUGCAAUUAGGAGAUGGACUCUUAGGUUGUAUUUAACUAGGACGUGCAGGGGCGGCAAUCCUGGUGAUGUCACUGAGUUGUUUCAGGGGGCACUGAGAAAACUGUCAGAAUUAGGUUUUCCCUUUCACAAUAAAGUCACACAUUCAAAUUAAAUCAAUUUCAUAUUGAAAAGAUGCAGAUUUUGGUCCAACCCUUUGGUUUGAUGCUAAAAUGAACAUUAGUGCAAUGCUGAGACUCAGAAACCUAAAGAUUUGUACCUGCAAAGGCCUCAUGUGACUGAACAUUCCCAGUGGUGGUUGUGUUGUCCAUUCCAACUGGCUGAGUCUCACACACACACAUACACACAAACAGUGUGAUCAAUCUUAACGCUCCGGCACCUGACAACUCAGUCCGUCACCACAGGAAGUGUGCCCUCUCUGUCCGUUCCAAGCUUAUGGAUGUAUGUUCUAUUCUCUCUGUCUCUUUCUAAAGUCAAUCGAUAAGCUUUUGACAAUUAUACAGUAUAUCCAUAAUGUUUUUACUUUGGUGAAAAUCUCUCUUUUUUUUUUUCUUCCUCUGUUUUGUUCUGUUCAAGAUUGUCGAUCAAUGUGUUGCAGAGUUUGCUUUCUAGCUUGUGCUUUGCUCGCUGCACUGGGACGUCAUUUAAAUCAAGCAGAGAUGAGCAAAGUGGACUCCUGGAGCCUUUUCCAAGUGCAAAUGAACAAGCUCCCCUUGUUCCCGUGAUUUCAGCUGAGUGGAAACAUAAUAGCCAUUUUAAAACUUAACGACGUGGCUUUAACUUCAUGUACAGUCAGGGAAUGGACACUGGCAACCGUUGUCCUUCUUUUUUCCUACUGGAAUAACUUGUCAGUGCGGCCAUGUUUCAUCUGGAUCCGUCACCUGAGGGGAAGGAACACGGCAGAGCUAAGUCUUUGUUAAAGGAAAAGAGGUCCCCAGCCCUGUGUUUAAAAAGAAAAAAAGCUACAUCUGCUUUUCCAGAAGCAAGGUGUCAAACACAAUCAAGUGAUCAUGAACUAACACUGCCUCAACUGACUGACACAGGAUUUAGCCAAUGGACACUAUCGCAACAGCUUGGGCGUGCCUCUUCAUUCAUCACCCAACCAUCUAACCGCCUCUCCUUCUGCAAUAGCCAAUUACAGCAGGAUUACUCUUCAUAGCUUUAACUUGACAGCCAGUCAGACUCUGCUUUUUUUGGAAACCGUGGUGCACCAAGGGCUGAUGGGAGUUUUGCGAGACAGCUGCUUCGGGAAUCGGACAUUUUUGAAGACACGCAUGACGACACAAAAAUGGCUCCUUCUGUCCCGCCCAGAAAAAAAAUCUGAGUGGACAUCCAGAAGAACUGUGUAGAAAAUGUGUAUAGAAGAUCAUAGGAGAUACAAGUUUUUUUGGUUUUUUCGCCACAGGCAGAUGUAGUGACACGGUGUACAGGCAGAGGGCGCAGUGACUGAUGAGAUGUCGCCUCCUAAAACCCAAAGUGUGACAUUACCUUUCUCACUACUUUGUGUGUCUCUCGCAUUGCAGCUCUUGAAAUUUUUACAAAAUAGUUGUUGAAUGACAUACAAAAAAACGUGAACUUUUUACAUACAACAUCGACACGUACAUCAUCUGUUUGAAAAAGAAAUGCAGGAUGGGGUGAUGGCGGGGAGAGUCUGCACCUUGCAAGAGUUCCGAGAGUCAAACCUCACCGAUUUUACUUUGCUAUGCUGCUUGUGAACACGUCGCUGAUUCUCCUCUGUGGGUCAUUUCUUAAUUUUCCAUCAUUUUUAGCUUGUUCAUGGAGAACGCCACGUCUGCAUGACAUGCCUGGCUUUAGCGUUCUGACACUAAACAUUAACACGAGGACAGCAGACGAUGUUAGGAGACGUUAAAAUGGAACUGAGCAAUGCGGAUGUCUCUCCCCCUCUCUCCCUUGUCCUCCCCUCAACCCAGGUCAGCAGCUCCACCUCAGUAGCCUUACUAACGGAAACCUCACUCAGCUGGAAACAUUGAACAGAUACCUCAGUAAUUUACAGAAUGACUUUUUACCAUAGCUUUUAAGGGAACCAAACAUAAACUCUCACACACACACACUCAGACUCACUACAACUCUCUCCUCAGUCUUUGCAGUGUUAUGACGUCUGUCUCUCUCUCACACACAGACAUACACACACAGUAAACCAGUUGCCAGUUGUUUUAUAAAGUAGAAGAAUGUCCAGCAGAAUCCUAUUGCCAGUAGACCAGUCAGUAUAUAAGUUGGAUCCCAAUGUUUCUAAAUGUUAACGAUCACUCUCCAGUUUUUCUGCUUUACUCACGUGAUCCUCGUCUCUGCCUCAUUCUGUACUUUCAGUCUUUGUCGUCUCUACAAACAGACGAUGCGCCGCUAAGCUUUGGCUCUGCGUUUAACCAAACAUACUACCUCUCCCUCCUGCACAUACAUACAAGCAUUUUUUUUUUUUUUUUUUUGUCAAAGCAUGAUUUUUUUUUUUUAUUAUGAGGCAUCCGUUUUCAUUUUUAACACUAAUUUAGGGAGGUUUUUUGUGUAUAUGUACAGUUUAUUCCUUUUUAUAUGGUUUCUCUUUUCAAAUGCUGGAUCAUUUUUACCUCAGAUCUCACUACAAGCCUACAAAUCUUAAAGUCAUUACAUCAGAGGCCUCUUCGGCAUCGUGUUCCCACUGGACUGGCAUAAAAACAUUUUAGAGUCUCUGCACGGCUGUGUUCACGUAGCAGCUAAAAGGACCCAGAUUCUUUCUUCAUGCGACACAGAUCUGAUAUUUUCUAGAUCAAGGAAUUCAGCCUCAAUUAAAAUAAGAUGAUGCAUCCUAAAUAGAGGUGUUAACUAGAUCAGUAUACUCCAAUACUGUAAUAAUAGUAUUAAUAAUAAUACCAACCAAAUGAAUUUGGUUCAUAAACUUGAGUUUGUAGACAAUGAUGGAAACAAGUCAGAGAGAAGAGCAGUUAACAUUAUGCUAAAUAUUUAAUUACAUCCAGGACACGGUAGCUCAGUUUAGCUUAAAAAGGUAAAAAAAAAAUCACCUCAGAUUUUGUACAGAUAAAAUAGAGAUAAUAAUACAUAUACCUUUUUUACACCGAAACUAGCAACGUAUGUAAACACCAGUAAAUAUUGCCAAUAGAGGAGUCCAUCAUUCUUUCUCUUCUUUCACAUUUCCAUCACUGCUGAUCGGAGACGGUGAAACCUGUGUCUACUGCAGAGUGGUUUAACCCAGGAGAGAAUACUGAUUGUAUCCAUUCUCAUUGCAGACAAAAUCCAGAUGUUAAUGGCUGUUGGUUGUUUUUUUGACAUGUGGAAAAGAUUUACAGGUGCUUUUAGGCCACAUUGUUAUUGUGGGACACAGGCAGUCUUGCCGUUUCCCCCUGUCUCCAGAUCACAUUAAGCUCUUGCUUCACAUUGUAGUACAAAUGGUAAAGAGCUGUUAAGCUUCUACUUUACAAGAAAUAAGCAUUAUGUCCAACAUCUAAAGUGAUCAUUUACAUAUCAAAUCUAAAAUUUCAAAACAAAAGAGGCAAACUGUCAAAGUUAAAUUAAAAUAGCAUUAAAAGAGACGAUGGGUUGAGAAAGUCUUUUCCUAAUUCAGAUCACGCUGGGACCGAGAUGAAAGCUGUUAUGUGAACGCAGCAUGAAACCUCCGAGGUAACGAGCAGACGUGUGUCUGCUCAUCCCAACGUUGCACCAAAAGAAUUUGGAUGAAGGAGGCAGGUGGUCCUGCCUGAGCAAAGCAAAGCCUUCAAAAAUACUUUGAGGCUACUAUACUAACAUGUUCUGUCACAGUAAAAUGCCACCUGGUUGGCAGAGGACUCCUUUGUUGGUCUGAUGGGACUCCGCAGAGGAUGUUUCUGUUAAGAGCUGAAUCGAUGUCACACAGUUCAGAACCCUCCAUCAGGAGAGUUUGAAUGUUCUCGGCUCUUCCACAAUCGUUCAGAGAUGAGAAAUGGAGGCAUAGAUACGUACUGAUUAAAACAAAAUAAAGGGAGUGGUAGUUAAACUUCGAUAACUGCUCUGUCCUAACAUCUCAAAUGUAAAAAGUACUGAACAAGAUGUUGUCUUUCAGUCGGCUUUGUCUCACAGGCUUCCUGUGCGUUUCUCUGUAGCUGUUUUCCUUCAAAAGGUCUGAAUGGCUUUGUAACAUUGGGAUCCUGUUUUAGAUUUUCUAGAUACAAAUAGUGUGUAAUGAAAUUUUGUUUCUGCUCAGCGGCCAGAUAAGUCUCACACACCCACUCUCCCCCCGUUUCUCAGCACUCUGCCUUUUUCUAACCUCUCACUCAGCUUCCACGUCACCAGGCCUUCAACACAUAUGCUGUGACUGACACACGGAGCCUUCAGCAAUCACUCUUUGUAUAAUGAUGACAUCACCUCUCAGCUCACAGCAUGACGACGUCACGGCUCCUCUAAGGUUCAUUUAACACGAUCAGCUGCUGUUGAUAGACAGAUAUGCAAAUAUCACAGAGUUCAUUCAGUGCGUAGAAAUAUUUCAUAAUGUAAUGAUUAAAUGUUUUUUUUUAAUCAACGUAGUCAUUGGAAAGAUAUGGCCUUUUGGGGAAAAAGAUGAAAUAAGAUACGACACCCAAUCUGCCAGUAUUGAAGAAAGGUUAUUUGUUGUUUAAUGUUGACAAUGAAAUUAGCUGUAUCCUGAAAAAUGGAAUGAAAACAGACUGAAAAUUGAA
Messenger RNA from Paralichthys olivaceus (Japanese flounder), 8822 nucleotides. Its product is annotated as vitamin D3 receptor A. NCBI's taxonomy places the organism in Eukaryota, Metazoa, Chordata, Actinopteri, Pleuronectiformes, Paralichthyidae. Gene Ontology annotation, molecular function: vitamin D response element binding; zinc ion binding; nuclear receptor activity. Gene Ontology annotation, biological process: cell differentiation; positive regulation of transcription by RNA polymerase II; negative regulation of transcription by RNA polymerase II. Gene Ontology annotation, cellular component: nucleus. The record is from RefSeq and is a predicted model, not a curated record.